Puma concolor (puma) is the source of this 1197-nucleotide messenger RNA. NCBI's taxonomy places the organism in Eukaryota, Metazoa, Chordata, Mammalia, Carnivora, Felidae. The record is from RefSeq and is a predicted model, not a curated record.
CGUGACCGGGGACCCAUGUAUGACGAUCCCACUCUGCCUGAAGGCUGGACCCGAAAGCUGAAGCAAAGGAAAUCUGGCCGCUCUGCUGGGAAGUAUGAUGUGUAUUUGAUCAAUCCCCAGGGAAAAGCCUUUCGCUCUAAAGUGGAGUUGAUUGCGUACUUCGAAAAGGUAGGCGACACCUCCCUGGACCCUAAUGAUUUUGACUUCACGGUAACUGGGAGAGGGAGCCCCUCCCGGCGAGAGCAGAAACCACCUAAGAAGCCCAAAUCUCCCAAAGCUCCAGGAACUGGCAGAGGUCGGGGACGCCCCAAAGGGAGCGGCACUGCGAGACCCAAGGCAGCAGCAUCAGAGGGUGUGCAGGUGAAAAGGGUCCUGGAGAAAAGUCCCGGGAAGCUGCUGGUCAAGAUGCCUUUUCAAGCUUCGCCGGGGAGCAAGGCCGAAGGGGGUGGGGCCACCACGUCAGCCCAGGUCAUGGUUAUCAAACGCCCCGGCAGGAAGCGAAAAGCCGAGGCCGACCCCCAGGCCAUCCCCAAGAAGCGGGGCCGAAAGCCAGGUAGUGUGGUGGCGGCCGCCGCUGCGGAGGCCAAAAAGAAAGCAGUGAAGGAGUCUUCUAUCCGGUCCGUGCAGGAGACCGUGCUCCCCAUCAAGAAGCGCAAGACCCGGGAGACCGUCAGCAUCGAGGUGAAGGAGGUGGUGAAGCCCCUGCUGGUGUCCACCCUCGGCGAGAAGAGCGGAAAGGGACUGAAGACCUGCAAAAGCCCCGGGCGGAAAAGCAAGGAGAGCAGCCCCAAGGGGCGCGGCAGCAGUGCCUCCUCGCCCCCCAAGAAGGAGCACCACCACCACCACCACCACUCGGAGCCCCCGAAGGCGCCUGCGCCGCUGCUUCCGCCCCCGCCCCCGCCCCCGCCCGAGCCCCAGAGCUCCGAGGACCCCGCCAGCCCCCCUGAGCCCCAGGACUUGAGCAGCGGCGUCUGCAAAGAGGAGAAGAUGCCGAGAGGAGGCUCGCUGGAGAGCGACGGCUGCCCCAAGGAGCCAGCUAAGACUCAGCCCGCGGUCGCGACCGCUGCCACGGCCGCAGAAAAGUACAAACACCGAGGGGAGGGAGAGCGCAAAGACAUUGUCUCGUCCUCCAUGCCGAGGCCAAACAGAGAGGAGCCUGUGGACAGCCGGACGCCCGUGACCGAGAGAGUUAGCUGA